AUGAGCUACGACCAGCACACGGUAUGCGAAUCCUGCCUGGGGUCAGAGCACGCGUAUGCGGCUCUCAGCCAGCAGGUCGCAUGCACGCACUGUGCCCGUCUCCCCUCGGAUGACAGGAAGCGUAGAGCGGACGCUCUCGCUGCUGCGGCCGAGGAGGACGAUUGGCCCGUCCAGGUUUUCGAGCCCGUGGACGGCAGCCUCAUGUCCCUGGAGCCGAGUGCCGGGCAGGAGUCGGACGACUCCUACCCCGUGGAGGGAUUCACAGAUGCUGGAUUCCCAGCCACCCCUUCGCUGGAGCCGGGCCUGACGGCGUUUUUUGGGGUGAGGCAGGCCAACAUGAUCGCCGGACGGCGCCCUACGUUGGCCUCCCCCAGGGACCAGUAUGUCGCCCGCCAGGCCGACCGGGUGCACCAGUGUGCCUUUCAGGCGUUGGCGGCGGCGAACAACAUCGCGCUGCUCUCCAACUCGGUGGUGACGCUGGUGGAGCGGUCCACCACCUUGGCCGCUGAUGAAGCGGAGGAGAUCGGCAAGGCGGCCAGCACGGCGCUCACACUGCGCGUCUGUCGCUGUCUCCCAGGCAAGGAUCGCCGCGUGGGUGACGCAGAUCCAGCGCCACCUCUGGCUGCAGCAGGCGUCUGUUACAGAGACGGCCAGCAAGCUGGCUCCAGCCUGCUGGGCGGCCACAGCGGCACCUACGCCCGCAGCAGCCGCAGCGUCCAACCCGGCCACAGCGGCAGGCGGAGAGGCAUUCUCAGCAACCGCAGCGUCAGCGCCCGGCGGCGGCGGCAGGGGCUCCACCCCGCGUCUCCGCUCCCCCGCCACCCCAGAGACGAAGGGGCAGAGCUGCGGGAACUCCUGUUGAAAGAGGCUAUUUCCAGGGUUCCUCAAGGGGAAGAAAAUCAGGGGUAUUACUCCCGCUAUUUUCUUGUCCCGAAAAAGACAGGGGGAAUGAGACCCAUCCUCGAUCUGUCAGUUUUCAACAAGGUCAUAAUGAAAAGGCCUUUUCACAUGCUGACGAUCAGACAGGUGCUGGAGUGUGUUCACCAGGGAGACUGGUUCACAUCGAUAGACCUGAAGGAUGCAUACUUCCACGUAGCCAUCAUCCCAAAACACAGGAAAUACCUGCGUUUCUCAUUCCAGGGAAUAUCGUACCAGUACAACCGUCUGCCGUUCGGAUAUUCUCUGGCUCCUCGCACUUUUUCGAAGUGUGUAGAGACGGCGCUGCAGCCGCUACACAGAGGAGGGAUGAGAGUGCUGUUUUACCUGGACGACCUGCUAUUGCUGGCUCGCUCCAGAGAGGAAGUUGCUUUACAGACGGUACAGCUCGUAUCUCAUCUGUCAAAGCUGGGUUUCAUAAUAAACUGGAAGAAGAGCUGCCCUCUUCCCUCCCAGAGUAUUAUUUACCUGGGUGUGGAAUUGAACUCAGCCCGCAUGAGAGCGCGACUCUCACAGCAGAGAGUGGAGGCACUGACAGCUCUUCUCCGAUGCGUCACACCUCGCAGCGUGGUGACAGCCCUCUCCAUGAUGCAGCUGCUUGGCAUGAUGGCAGCUGGUCAUGUGGUGAUUCCCCUGGGUCUCCUUCACAUGAGGAGACUCCAGAGGUGGUUUAUUCGCCUGCGCAUCGACCCCGUGCGACAGAAGAGGCGCAUGGUGGCCAUCCCUCCUUCCGUGGGUUCAGACUUAACCUAUUGGAAAAGUCCCCACGUCCUGUCAGCGGGUGUGCCCCUGGGCAGAGUUACGUCACACAUCUCGGUGUUCACAGACGCAUCUCUCUCAGGGUGGGGAGGAACGUGUAUGUCGCAGGCAGUGGGGGGACAGUGGCCGGCUCACAUGUCCCUCCACAUAAACGUGCUGGAAUUGCUCUCCGUACGGAGAGUAAUCCAGUAUUUUGCCCCGUUGCUGCGGAAUCAGCAUGUGUUGAUUCGCACAGACAACAAAGCCGGGGCAGCCUACAUCAAUCGCCAGGGCGGAGUACGCUCAGCGCAGCUUCUGAACACAGCCAGGCCGCUGUUGAUCUGUGCGCGCGCACACUUGCUCUCCAUCAGAGCAAUGUAUGUUCCCGGCGAACUGAACAAAGGGGCAGACCUCAUGUCCAGAGGAGGUCCUCGCCAGGGGGACUGGAGCCUCCAUCCCGAGCUGGUCUCCCAGGUAUGGAGCCGGUUCGGGAGAGCAGAGGUGGAUCUGUUCGCCGCACGCGGGAACGCGCAAUGCGCCCUCUGGUUCUCCCUGAAAGCGCAGGACCACCCCCCCCUGGGGGUGGACGCGUUCGCACAUCGACCAUGGCCCAGGGGACUGUUGUACGCUUUUCCACCAGUCCCGCUGAUCCCUCGGUUCCUGGACCGAGUGCAGGAGGAGCGACUGUCAGUGAUCCUAAUUGCCCCGGAGCACACGGGCGCUUCCUGGUUUCCAUGCCUACAGCGUACGCUGUCAGGCAGACCGUGGGAAAUUCCGUGGCGCGGGGACGCUCUCUCGCAGGUGGAGGGAGCGAUCAACAGUCACCCUGUGAUAGGCCAGCACUUAUGGGCAUGGCCCCUGAACGGGAACACUUAG
Trematomus bernacchii (emerald rockcod) is the source of this 2550-nucleotide messenger RNA. RefSeq lists its product as uncharacterized. The record is from RefSeq and is a predicted model, not a curated record. Lineage: Eukaryota; Metazoa; Chordata; Actinopteri; Perciformes; Nototheniidae.